Rotaria sp. Silwood2 is the source of this 2325-nucleotide messenger RNA. Lineage: Eukaryota; Metazoa; Rotifera; Eurotatoria; Philodinida; Philodinidae. The record is from the annotation of a GenBank genome assembly.
AUGACAACAAUAAUGAAUCUAUUCGGUUCAAUAAUACCAAAUUUAAAUACAACAUUUCUAAUUGAUACAAGUGGUUCAAUGUAUUCAUGUUUAUCCACUGUUCGUGAACAUCUUUCAGCAUAUUUACGUGUUCAUGCUGUUGAUGUACCAAAUCCACAUCAAACAAUACUAUUUAAUUUAAUAGAAUUCAAUUCUGAUGUACGUCGAUGGGCUGAUCGAUGUGUUUUUUGGUCACAUGCAUCAGUAGUUGUUGCUGAUGAUUGGCUUCGUUCUUUAGUACCUAAAACCGGUACAAAUACUUUAGGCGGAUUACUAACCGCUUUUGCUGAUUCAUUAUGUCAACAAGUUGUACUUAUUACUGAUGGUAUACCUGAUCAAGAACCCAAAGUUAUUUUACAUUUUCUUCAACAAAAACAACAAGAAAAACGUCCAUGUCAUAUAUUUUAUAUCAAUACACCAUUAAAUACUGAACAUGAACAAGAAACUGUUGUUAAAUUUCUACAAGAUUUAGCUGCGUUAACAUAUGGUUCAUUAACAAUAGCACAUUUUUCACGUACAGGCACAUUAGAAAGUCUUGCUCCUAUGAUUAAUUAUCAAAUAGAAAAUACAACUAAACCAGUAUUACUUGCUGAUGCAUCAUUACCAGUAACAAUUGGAGGACCACCAAUGGAAACAACUGUUUCAUCUGAAGUUGGUGCACUUUUAAUUGGACAAGAAUGUUUAGCAAGAAAAGAUAAAGAUGGUUAUUAUUAUCGUGGUAAAAUUCUUAAUCAGUUUAUGGUUGAAUUUGGACCACGAGUUAGUGGUGCCUUCAGUGAAUCAGAUUUUCAAGCAACAUAUUUAUUUGAUAUUAUACAUUAUACUGAUGCAUUAAUGCAUAAAAUUCAAACAGGAGAUUUUGUUCUCGCACCUGAUGGACAACAAGGUCGAUUUGUACCUGGAGAAGUGCUUGAUGGUUUUGAAAAACGUGCUUCAUGUGAAAGUGGAGAAAUUCGUCUAUUAGUUAUUCAUUUUGCUAAUGGAAAAACUGUAAAACUCAAACGAUUACAAGAAGCCAUUUGGAUUCCACCUGCUUUAUAUGAACGUAUUAAAUUUGAAUUAGCAAUUCCACCAAGUGCACGACAAUUUCUUCAAACACACUCGGUUGCCUAUCCAACAGUACUUUUGCCCGGUUAUCCAAUGCCUGCACCUAUGCCAACAGCUUCGGAUAAUUGGCCAUUUUUUAUUUCAAAUCAACAACAACAACAGCAAACAAUAUCACCUGUUGUACUUGCUCCUCAACAAAAAGCACCAGCAACGGUUAAUAGUUAUGAAGUUAAUAAUCUUAUUAUGUCUUCACAACAAAAACCACAAAGUUUAAUGACAAGUGAUGAACUUAAUCGAAAAGUUGAUCAACAAAUUCAACAACAUUGGUUUCUACUUGGCGAACGACAACCUUCUGCACCUACAAUUUCAUCACCUUCUACUUCAUUAACUACAAUACAACCAACUCAUUCUCAUCCUCAUCACCAUCAUCAUCCUCCUGAUCAUCAUCAUCAUCAUCAUCUUUCACAUUCAGCUAAUUCUUCACCAAAUCCAUCCGAAAUAAGAAAGAAAAAUGUAUGUUUUACUGAUACAUCCCCUAUUCGACGAUAUUCUGUUGAUGAUCUUGAUAUGACUCGAGAAUCAAUUCCAUUGAAAUCUUGUCUUAAGUCAUCAAUAACAGAUGAAAAACAAACAUCAAAUAAUAUCAUUCAUAAUGUUCAAACACAAACAAUAUCAACAAAUUCAAAGCUAAGACCUAAUAGUGCUGUUAUAUCAAAUGAUGUUUAUCGACCAUCAUCCGAACCUGUUUCAGUUGAACAUUGGCAUACAAGACAACUUAAAUCAGCACCUAUUUCUUCUACAUCAAACGUUCAAUCAUCGACAAUGCAUGAACCGCGUCGACAAAAUUUAAGUCAUCUCUAUGAAAAAGCGCAACAAGAAGUUAAACAAGAACUUCAACAACAACAAAUUCAACGUGAACAAUAUAAACGACAACAAGCAAAAGAACAAUCACAACGUAUUCAAAAUCGUCAACAACAAAACAUAGACAAAUCUGAACGAAUAAUUGAUGCUAAACGACAAUAUCGUAGUCAAGUUAUUCAUGAAAAUCAUCAAAGAACACAAACAGUCGACAAUCAAGCUAAUGAACGAUUACGUUUUAAACAAAAUCAAUAUGCUCAGCGAAGUUCUGAUCGUAUACAAACACGUCGUUUAAAUGAACAGAAAACUGCUGAAAUACAAGUAUGUGUUUUUAAAGCACUCAACCUUCAGAAAACAUUUUUUUUUGCUAAAAUCUUUUGA